UGAUACCCGUGUACCCCGGAACAGCCGUCAAAAUUACGCAGAACACGCAAAAAAUGUCCUCGCUGGUGCUGAGGAGCCUCUCGAUACUGCUCGGGCUGUUCUUCAUAUUCAUCGGCAUUAUGAAGAUUUCGCCACACCUCAGCAAGGACCUGCAUCGAGAUUUGCGCAAGAACUACGUCAAGUAUGCGAAAGUGUUCCCGCUCUCGACACUGCUGGAGUUUAAAAUACCCUCAAAAUGGUACCGGCGAUCGGUCGGCGGACUAGAGGUGCUGUGCGGUCUGGCCAUGGUGCUCAUACCUAGCCAUAAAAUAAAAAAUGCGGCCAACAUAACGCUUCUACUGUUGAUGUUCCUGGCCGUCUACUCGCACUACAUGGUAAGCGAUCCGUUCGAACGGUCCGGCCCGGCGCUCGUCUUCACCUUCAUGCUGAUCGGGCGGCUAGUGAUAUGGUAUCAGGCAAGCAGACGGGAAGCGGCCCUAGCAGCUGCUGCACAGCCCACUGCCAAUGGACUGAAACAGGAGUAAGGUGGCAA
This is a messenger RNA of Anopheles maculipalpis, 532 nucleotides long. Its product is annotated as novel acetylcholine receptor chaperone. Gene Ontology annotation, biological process: chaperone-mediated protein complex assembly; positive regulation of protein localization to cell surface. Lineage: Eukaryota; Metazoa; Arthropoda; Insecta; Diptera; Culicidae. Bases 54 to 524 code for a protein of 156 amino acids. The transcript is spliced from 4 exons. Gene Ontology annotation, cellular component: endoplasmic reticulum. The record is from RefSeq and is a predicted model, not a curated record.